Molecule: messenger RNA, 2160 nt
Organism: Mytilus trossulus (common blue mussel)
Lineage: Eukaryota; Metazoa; Mollusca; Bivalvia; Mytilida; Mytilidae
Exons: 6
Coding region: 148-666 (172 amino acids)
Biological process (GO): epidermal growth factor receptor signaling pathway
Molecular function (GO): epidermal growth factor receptor binding; receptor ligand activity
Source: RefSeq, a predicted model, not a curated record
UUAAAUAUCCUACAUACUUCCUUAAUUAGAUUAAGACGGAUUUGUAAGCAAAAACAUUGGUAUAACAAGAUCAAAAUACUUCACCAUGGAAGACAUACACCUGUGAUUACAAUUUUACCUGAUUGGCAUGAAAGGGAAUAUGCCAUUAUGGUGCUUACAAUUUUCAUGGUACAGUCUGCUGUUUGUGUGUACAGUUUUAUAUUUUGUGUAGAAGGUUGUAGGAGAAAUUCCGACAAUUCUAACAGAAUAAUCGUCAGAGUAAAUAACGAAACCAUCCCAGAAAAUCAUAGACUAAAAUGUACAGACAAUGAGACUCGAUCAUUAGCCUGUUUGAAUGGAGGGUCAUGCUUUGCUGUAUAUAUAGAAGACAGAACAGUGCAAUGUGCAUGUGUAACUAAGUAUAUUGGUAGUCGUUGUGAAAUGAUAGAUCCUGAAAUUAUAUUUGAGCAAUAUGAAACGAGACAGAGAAAAGUCAAAAUAGCAUGCAUUUCAGGUUUUGGAGGAGUAGGCUACGUAUUACUAAUAAUCGUUCUAGCAGUUGUGUACAAACUAUGUACAAAGAAGAGUGAUGAUAUUCGGAACAGCGACGAAUCAGCAAUACCUUUGAACCCAGACGACAGUAAACAAAGAACACAGCAAGAGAUUAAGGAGACAGAAUUAAUCUAACGGUUAAUGUGUAUCUAUAACGAGAUAUUGUGUCAUUAACUGUGCAGUUUGAUGCAAACUAAGCGUAACGUGAAAACGGCAAGGACAAGAUUAAUUCGGCGGUAACGCCACGUUAUGCGUAUAACACUAAAUCGAAAAAGACAGUAAAUGAUCAUUUAAAACUCUGCAUUUACGUGAAAGACCCGUUUUUAGAAUUGAACUGGUACAGACAAAGGAUAACACGUGAUCAGAAGUCGUAGAUACUCAAAAGACUAAUUCUGGGACAUCGUUGGAACAAAUUGCGAAAGAAAGAAGUCUACGUUCAUGUAAAAUAUUUUCACUUCAAAAAUAUUUGCAAGAAUUUUUCCUACACCACUGAAAAAUCUGUAGUUGUCUUUAAAAAUAACGUUCUUGUUUGAGCACAACACUAAAUCAACUGAUUAAUAAAAGAUGAAAGAUUUGUUUUUUACAAUUCACUAAACCAAACAUUCAUACACCUACAUUUGUACGUCAGCAACUUAAGAAAAAUCUUGAAAAAACAUGAGUUGUUUUAUGUUAGUUUUUACCAACGAUCUGAAUAAGCCUUCACUUCAAUCAUUAGUUAUAAGUCCGUUGAAAUUUUCAUUCAAAGAAUGGUAUUAUUGAAGACUGGACAUUUUUUCUCUUCACUUCUGGUUUAGAAUAGGUGUUAAAUAAAAUAUGGUUCAGUUCAAUUGGAUCAGAUUAUAUUAUAGUUUCAGAAUAAAACAUAGUUCACAUACAUGUCCAAUUCAAAACCGAUCAUACAAGAUAUAUUAUCAUGUUACUAAAAAUGGAAUUCUAGAUAUCAUUUCAUUUCGUAUUUAUGUUGAAGCAAAGCUUUGCGUAUGUUAGUGAAGUAAAGUUUUGCGUGCAAUGAAUUUGUAAAUAGAUAAGGCGUGGUUACAUAUGAUUUGUCUUAUUUUGAAAAGAUAGAGAAUAUUGAAAAAUAUAAAAUUUUGCUAAAGAAAAAUAACUGUUUUAAGAUUCAAUAACUGCUCGCUUUGAAACAAAAUAUCUUAUUAAGAAUAAAAAUGCUAGGUGAUCCCCCGGAGAGUUUUGUAUUUCACUGCUUAUAAAUGAAUAUAUUGUCAUGAAAACGUCAAUCAAGUAUGCAUACCCGACAUCGUAUACAUGUUCGAAUAGUACUAUCUUCACGAAAAUUUUGGGAAAAGAUGUUAAUCAUGUUCAUAUCUUAUAUAAUAUAAGUAUUUAUAUUUAUUUGAUUUUAAAAACAAUUUUUUUCAGGGGAGUAAUGAUAAUAAAACUUUUAUUAAAAUCUAUUGUUAAGGUUAGAUAAACAUUUUUAAUCAUGGUGAUUUAUUAACGUCCAGUGACAAAUAGUUCAAGCAAAACGAGUUCAAUUACAUAGACCAUGAGAAAAGUUGAUUGUUUUACUGAAAAUAUUUAUUCCGACACAAUGAAAUCAAGUACAAGUUUAACAACACAAAAAGGGAACGUGUGGUUACGCUAUGGAGGGAGAAAAUCAAGAACAAU